CAGGAAGCAUUUUCUCAACAAUUACUUCGUGCAUGUAUCUCUGCGGGAUGGUCUUUCAAUUUUCAAAAACUCUUUCACGAUUAUAUCCCUGGAGCUACGAUUCCAACAAGGCAGGCUUUGUCGGGAAAAAUCCUUGAUGCAGAAAUCACCAGGGUCAAGGGAGAGAUCAAAAACACCUUCUGUAAGGGUGCUUAUUCAGUCCUUUUGGGCGAUGGCUGGAGGGAUCUAGCAAAAAUACAUCAGAUUGCUUUUACCCAUACCGUUGAACGUCGGACAUAUGUUCUACAUGUCCAUGAUACAUCAGCGAAAAGGAAGACAGGCCAACUGGUAUUCAAGAUGGAGCUUCGUCGUCAGCAUGCCAUUGAU
Messenger RNA from Suillus subalutaceus, 366 nucleotides. RefSeq lists its product as uncharacterized. The transcript has 2 exons. The record is from RefSeq and is a predicted model, not a curated record. Lineage: Eukaryota; Fungi; Basidiomycota; Agaricomycetes; Boletales; Suillaceae. The annotation marks the transcript as partial.